AUGACCCUGUCCGAGUGGUUGGAUCCCUGGCCAUGGCUGUGGGUCGAGGUCCCACGGCGGGUCUCGAUACAGAGCAAGCGAGUAGCGGUACUGUACUUGAUUGGCGUCCUUGCCACGCUCGCGUAUGUGAUCUUUGACUUCAUCUCGACGGAGGCAUGGCAUGGGAAGCUUCGCAUCUCCUCCGGCUCCGUCACCGUGUGGCGCGAUCCGCCGAAGGUGGAUCAUGCUGCACGGAACCAUUGCACCAAUCCCGAGCAGUAUGACACAAUCUUCGAUGAGUCUUGGCAGUACAGGCCGCGGUCUUGUCGUCACCUCGUGGGCAGCAGUGCCUUCCGCAAGCAAGGUGAUUGGCUUCACUUCCCAUCCUACGUGGAAGAAACCUACAUGUGGACAUACUCAAACUGCACUGAGCAGAGCAGGCUCGCUUGCAUGAACAUGGCACGGCCAACAGAUGUUUCAGAACAUGGAGAGAUUUCUUGGGAGGAGGUGAGCAACACCACUUGUAUCUGCAACCUGAAAGACAGCUACUUCGCGCAGUAUCCAGAAGACGAAGUCUUAGUCUUCACUCACAACUACUUCGUUCCCACACUCGAUGGGAGUACCACUUUGCCAUUGUUUGGCCUUCCUGAGUGGGGGAGUGUUCAGACCAUCCUUUUGGCUGUCAACGGCUCCCGAUGCGAUGUCGGUGGGCAAUCUUCCUGGAGUGAGGCGGAGGCAGCGAUCGGCAUUGGGGCACCGCUGAGAGAUUGGAUACGUUGUGCCGGCAUCGACUUAGACACGGAUCCGCUGCAUCUGACAAGUCAGACCGGCAGUCCCAACUUGGCACGGCACCUGCGAAUAAUGGGCUUUAUACUGGACUUCAACUUGAACUACUUAAGUCAUGGUGCACACAGAGAAGCGCACAAAGGAGUGGUCUGCUACAUCACGGUCAAGGCACAUGCUGCAUGGAACUCCAAUGUGGAGGUCCAGAAGCUGGUGCUUGGGCCCGGGACAUCCGUGGCAGAGCAUCAGAUCUAUAUGUACGGAGUGACUCCUCGCUUUAGGAUCGAGGGCGACUUUCGUUUCUUUUCUCACACGCCCAUCAUGACCUGGAUCAUCUCGGCGACCGUCCUGUUCGGGUUGCCAGCGCUGCUUAUGCGCUACCUGGUAGAGUUCAUGCUGGGGGUGCCUUCCCAGAUUUAUCGAAGAGAGACUUGCAGGCCUUUCGACAUCUACGACCAUCUGCGAAAAACGCAGGCGCGGAUGCUGAGCUCUCAUGCUGCCUACAGCAUCCUAUCGAGCAGCGCUUCGUUAGAUAAGGUCGGUCUGGAAAAGUAUUUGCAGGAUCUCUAUGAUGUGCAGAUACGAGAUGGAACCUUGCAACAGAAAGAAAUGGAGCGUCUCUGGCGAGCGACCAUGACUGGCUUCGAUAUUGACGAGUCUGGAAAGAUCUCGCUCGCAGAAUUCGUUGCAGCUGCGUCCAUGGUUGACGAUUUGCACCUGGAUGACAUCGUCCAUUUCCUUGACGCAGACCGGAAGGCCCAGAGGGCACGGAAAGCUGCGGCUUUGCAUGAGUAG
Molecule: messenger RNA, 1557 nt
Organism: Symbiodinium sp. CCMP2456
Lineage: Eukaryota; Dinophyceae; Suessiales; Symbiodiniaceae
Source: the annotation of a GenBank genome assembly